Messenger RNA from Eruca vesicaria subsp. sativa (arugula), 1229 nucleotides. The record is from the annotation of a GenBank genome assembly. NCBI's taxonomy places the organism in Eukaryota, Viridiplantae, Streptophyta, Magnoliopsida, Brassicales, Brassicaceae.
UACACACUCACACUAGUCUCAACUCUCAAGCACACAUAAGAAGAAACAAAGCGUGCCUCUCUCUCUCUUCAGAAACUCCAACGGACCAACACUAUCAUUUUCUUCUUACUCUAUAAAGAAAAUCAAUACUCACUCAUGGAUCCUUGGGAUACUACUAACUCCCUAGACCACCACCAGUACCGUCGCCGAGAUCACCGUCAUCCUUCUUUCUCCUCCACUCUCCUCGACCAAAUCUACAACUCCAUCGACUCCUCCUCCGACGUCUCCAUGAGGAAGAAGCAAAACCGCGUUUGCGCGGAGAAAAUCCUCGUUAAUCACCGCGCAGUCUUCAAAGAUUCCGUUAGGUCGAAUCUCAAGACCUUUGAGCCUGUUUUCUUCAAGCAUUCAAGCUCCUCCAGCUCCUCUGACUCAAACGGAUUCUCAUCUUCCGAGUCCGAAUCGCGCUCUCCGCCGGAGAUUCCUCAUCCCAAGCCGAUUAGAACCACCGUGGAUCACCGAGUUAACAAUAAACAAGAGCAUGGUAGCUUUCUGAGGACGAAGUCCAAGGCGUUGAAGAUGUACAGCGAUUUGAAGAAAGUUAAACAACCGAUUUCUCCAGGCGGACGUCUGGCCACUUUCCUCAACUCUAUUUUUCUAAAAAACACAAAGAAACCGAAUAAAACUAACACUCCGGCCACGUCAUCAUCAACCACCACUUGCUCAUCCGCGUCUUCCUUCUCCAGAUCCUGUUUGAGUAAAACGCCGUCGUCUAGUGAAAAAUCGAAACGUUCUGUGCGGUUCUGUCCCGUUAACGUCGUCCUCGACGAAAAGAACGACAAAUUGUACGGAAACAGCGAGCGUGAGAUGCGGGUCAUGGAGGAGAAUCGUCGCGUGAUUGAAGCAGCCAAGGAACUUAUCAGAACUUACCAGAAGAAUAAAGAGAUUGAUGUUAACAUCAUCGACGAAGAAGAGGAAGACGAUGAUGAUGCUGCGAGUUGCGCGAGCUCUGAUCUGUUCGAGUUGGAUAAUCUAUCGAUGAUAGGGAUCGAUAGGUAUCGAGAAGAGCUUCCUGUCUACGAAACAACUCGUUUUAACACGAACCGUUCAAUCUCUAGAUGAAGGGUUUAUUAUUGUCAAAUUUCAAAUUAAUUAACUGCUUUUAGUUCUGAAUAUAUUAAUUACUUACUGGUUUCGGGUGAAUUAAUACAGCUUCCUUUUUGAGGUUAUAUAUAUAUAUGCAGUGUUUCUAC